Ceratosolen solmsi marchali is the source of this 1366-nucleotide messenger RNA. Its product is annotated as coiled-coil domain-containing protein 13. Gene Ontology annotation, biological process: cytoplasmic microtubule organization; non-motile cilium assembly. Gene Ontology annotation, cellular component: centriolar satellite. Bases 110 to 1366 code for a protein of 418 amino acids. The transcript is spliced from 7 exons. NCBI's taxonomy places the organism in Eukaryota, Metazoa, Arthropoda, Insecta, Hymenoptera, Agaonidae. The record is from RefSeq and is a predicted model, not a curated record.
CUGAGUCUACCGAUAGUUGUGGUAUUGCAUAUUUAAUACUAAUUUUCCUACACUGUAAUUGUACAAUAUAUUCGUUGUUGUUUGUUUCAAUGUUAUCAAUUGGAAAGGAAUGUUAGAGAAAACUGACCUAAUAAUAGAAAAGGAUGAGCAAAUUAAAGGUUUGACCGAAAGACUCCAACAAAUGACAAAUAAACUUUAUGAAUCGAAAAACGCUUACGUUACUUUAAAACAAGAUUUCAAUAAAGCUCAAAAGUUGUUAUGCAGCGAAGUCGGGGAAAACGUAUCUGUAACGACAUUGUCAAGUCAAUACGGAGGAUGGCGUGGCAGAGCCGAACAAAUUCAUCAAUUGCAGCAGAAAAUUUCUGAAUUACAAUUGAAAAUUUCAAGUUCCGAUGCAUCGAGACGAAAAUCUUUAGAGGGCAGAAGUUCGUCGAGUAUUCGAAACACUGACAGAGACAGAAAACAACAAAUUGAAAAUUUAUCAAAAGAAUUGAAAGACGCGGAAAGUACAUUGGAGAGCACGAAAAAGAAAUUCGAGGCCGCUAAAGCUAGAAUAGCCGUUUUAGAAAAUGAUUUUAAUAUGUCGAAAAAAACCAUAGCACUUUUGAAUGAAAAAACAACUCACGAUAAUCAGUUGAUUAAAGCCUUACACGAUCAAUUGAAAAUAAUUGAGAGAAAAUUUGAAGAUCGAGAGUUUGAUAUUAAAAAGCAGAAUCAGAAACUGCAAAGAGAAAUUGUCCUUUUGAAGAGCGAGUUAGAAGCUUCGCAAAUUCAUCUAAAAAAUUUUAAACGCCAACUGGACGACAAAGAGAAGGAAAUUGAAAUCGUGAAAAAGGAAUCGAAUUUAGAUCGAAAAGCCGUCGUCGAGUCUCAACAAACUAAUGACUUGCGAGAAACGUCAAUGCAGAGCCCGAGGAAUUGCGCCAGAGAUGCAAAUGAAUACAUUGCUAUUGGGAUAGCCGCCGAAGCUGAAAGAGAGAGAUUGUUAGAAUUAGUGACGGUCCUGAAUCGACGACUAGAUAAAGAAAGAAAUGACUUCGAACAAUUAUCUGAAUCUUUUAGGAAAGAACGAAAUCGAGGUGUAAAGCUUGAAACGAAGCUACGAAAAAUGGAAUUGGAACGCGUUGUUCUCUCAAAAGUAAAUACCGGGUCUUACCGAUUGAAAGCUCCUAAGCUUAAUGGCGUACCGAAUAAUAUUUCCGACGAUUCAGAAGAAUUUCGAUUAAAAUUUGAAUUACUUCAGGAAGAGUGUUUGACUUUAAAGACACGCUUAACAACAAUUAAAAAAGACAAGUGUGCAGAUCUGGUUAUGUUUAAAAAAAUGUUGGAUCAGACAAGAAAAAUAUUUAAAGAUGCACACAGGUAA